AUGGCAUUUAUUUUUUGGUUUUGUCUUUUUUUCUCUUUUUUUUUACUUUCUCCUCUUUUUUUCUUUUCUGCUGCAAUUGAUGCUUUUCCUCUUUUUCAUAUUCCAUUCAAAAUCUUUACAUUUUCUUUUCUUUUUUUUACUUUCUACCCUUAUUCCCUUGUUUCUCCCCUUUCUUAUUUCUACUUCUUUCCUUCCACUUUAUUCUUUCUUUUGCCACUCUCUUAUUCCUUCUCUUUGCCUCUCUCUUAUUCUUUCUCUUUGCCUCUCUGUUAUUCUUUCUUUUGCCACUCUCUUAUUCUCUCUCUUUGCCACUCUCUUAUUCUCUCUCUUUGCCUCUCUCUUAUUCUCUCUCUUUGCCACUCUCUUAUUCUUUCUCUUUGCCUCUCUCUUAUUCUUUCUCUUUGCCACUCUCUUAUUCUCUCUCUUUGCCUCUCUCUUAUUCUCUCUCUUUGCCACUCUCUUAUUCUCUCUCUUUGCCACUCUCUUAUUCUCUCUCUUUGCCUCUCUCUUAUUCUUUCUCUUUGCCACUCUCUUAUUCUCUCUCUUUGCCACUCUCUUAUUCUCUCUCUUUGCCACUCUCUUAUUCUCUCUCUUUGCCACUCUCUUAUUCUUUCUCUUUGCCACUCUCUUAUUCUUUCUCUUUGCCACUCUCUUAUUCUUUCUCUUUGCCACUCUCUUAUUCUUUCUUUUACUACUCUCUUAUUCCUUCUUUUUGUCUCUCUUUUAAUCUUUCUUUUGCCUCUCUGUUAUCACUUCUCUUUGGCAACCUUUUAUUCCUUCUCUUUGCCUCUCUCUUAUUUCUUCUCUUUGCCUCUCUCUUAUUCUUUCUCUUUGCCUCUCUCUUAUUCUCUCUCUUUGCCACUCUCUUAUUCUCUCUCUUUGCCUCUCUCUUAUUCUCUCUCUUUGCCACUCUCUUAUUCUCUCUCUUUGCCACUCUCUAUUAUUUGUUUUUACUCUCUAUCAUUCUGUCUUUUUAUCUAUUUCUUAUUCCUACCUUUCAUUCCUCUUUUCUUCCCUUUACAUUUUUUUUAUUCCUCCUUCCAGUUAUUUUUCAUUCAUUUAAGACAGUAUGCCUCCCAGGUUUGA
Messenger RNA from Acanthosepion pharaonis, 1086 nucleotides. NCBI's taxonomy places the organism in Eukaryota, Metazoa, Mollusca, Cephalopoda, Sepiida, Sepiidae. The record is from the annotation of a GenBank genome assembly.